This is a messenger RNA of Pyricularia grisea, 1661 nucleotides long. RefSeq lists its product as uncharacterized. The transcript is spliced from 7 exons. The record is from RefSeq and is a predicted model, not a curated record. Gene Ontology annotation, cellular component: cell cortex. NCBI's taxonomy places the organism in Eukaryota, Fungi, Ascomycota, Sordariomycetes, Magnaporthales, Pyriculariaceae. The coding region runs from base 947 to 1342 and encodes 131 amino acids. Gene Ontology annotation, molecular function: actin monomer binding.
GUCAGCAUGUUUCAUCGUGCUGCGUUGGACCAUACAACUAUCACUACUGUACAGCGUGGUACAGUACUACCUACCUACCUAGGUACCUAGGGAGGGAGGGGCCCAGGGAUUCGGCUGUCUCAUCUCAGUGUGGAUAUUCAGGCACGAAUGAUUGAGAUGCGAUGCACCGGUGUCGGCUGAUAAUCGAACUGACUUCUUUGCUUCAGGAUCUUUGCAGUCACGAACUGCUGGCGACAAAUUCUGAUAUAUUGUAGCACGAACAACAAGGGUUGCAGUGAAAAAUGAACGGUUCCUCAUUGUCAGUCAGGCCCGAGCCUUUAACCCCGAUUUGAAUGCCACGCCGGCUCAUACGAUACGCGACCAGAACAAUGCGGUGAUCACGGCGACGAAUCAUGUUCCUGGGCACUUCCAAGUUGACUACAAGUACCCAUUCAAUACUUACAGUGCUCACACAACGUUUGGCAUUAACUCACCAGGGUCCAAACCAUGAUCUCUCGAUCCCUGGACUAGUCCAUAAAUGAUUCAUUAUCAAGAUACUAUUCGUACCUACCGAUCAAUAGUAGCGGCAGUAACCAGCUUGAGGCACGAUCAAAAUAAAAGCACUUCACUCUUCUUCGUCACCAUCCGUGGACCCCGCUGACGUAAUAAUCGGCUGACUCAUGAGAGCAACUUGACGCGCUUUCGAUGGUGGAAAGGAAGUUCGGUUGGAGACCAAAGUGCCCCGCGCCAGCGAGUGAAAGUGUUGACCCACGGCAACUAACCUCGAACUCAUACACCUCAUCAAAGCUCUUUUUUCCCCCUUGUGCCAUAAUCAGCUUUGCUUUCCCCAAUCCCGGUGACUGGCCUGAGCAUACAUACAUUCUUCCAAUUUAAAGGGAAAAAACCUCAAGGCGAAACUUUUGUUUUUCCACCUCUCUCCAUUACCACAAACUACCCCUCAUUAAAAAUGUCGUGGCAAGGAUACGUUGACCAGAGCCUCGUCGGCUCGGGCCACAUCGACAAGGCGGCCAUCAUUAGUGCCGCCGGAGACAGCACUUGGGCCACAUCGGCCGACUUUACGAUCGAGCCCGCCGAGAUGACGACGAUUGCAGACAUCCUAAACAACAAAGCCGGCGCGCAGGACAAGGCACAUUCUGAUGGCAUCUACAUCGCCAAAGAACGCUACGUCGUUGCCAGGAUUGAGGAUAACACCAUCUACGCCAGACAGGGCCGAUCCGGUGUCGCCAUCGCAAAGACGGCACAGGCCAUCCUUAUCGGCUACCACAACGAGACCAAACAGGCCGGAAAUGCAUCGCAGACUGUCGGCGCCUUGGUGGACUACCUGAAGCCUCUCGGAUACUAAUCAAAUGCGCCUGGGCGAUAGAUUGGCGAUGUUUUAGUUUCAAUGGUGUCGAUAGUGGCCUCCUAGAUACUGGCCAAGAAAACAGGCCUUGAACAAAGACAGCGUCAUUGGUACAGGCUCACAAUAUCCGGGCGGUGAAACCGCCAAGACCAAGGGAAAACUUGCACCUUGUUCAGAGAGGUGAUGACAGCCGAGCGCUUAGUCGUAUUCUUGUUCAUUAUGUACUCCCAUUUUCGCGCUUGCGCUUUUCGCAUGCGAUAACGUUUUAUGCCCAGUAACUCAAUAUCUAGAGAGAUUUUCAACACAUAUUUUCCCCCAG